This is a messenger RNA of Oryzias melastigma (Indian medaka), 1489 nucleotides long. RefSeq names its product INO80 complex subunit E (gene ino80e). Gene Ontology annotation, cellular component: nucleus; Ino80 complex. The transcript is spliced from 8 exons. NCBI's taxonomy places the organism in Eukaryota, Metazoa, Chordata, Actinopteri, Beloniformes, Adrianichthyidae. The record is from RefSeq and is a predicted model, not a curated record. Gene Ontology annotation, biological process: chromatin remodeling. Bases 116 to 853 code for a protein of 245 amino acids.
GAUUUGACGCAUUGCCAACCUCUCGACCUGCAGGGGGCAGUAACGCACCCUCUAGCGGGAAUUACACCACAGAAGAAGAUGAGGACGCACACUAUAGACGUAAAACAGUAAACAGAUGUCGCAGAGACAGACUCAAAGAGAAAUGAAUGGACAGACGGACGUAGAAGUCGACUACAAGCGGAAAUACAAAAACUUGAAACGCAAAUUGAAAUUCCUCGUCUAUGAACAAGAAUGUUUCCAAGAGGAGCUGAGAAGAGCUCAAAGGAAACUGUUGAAAGUUUCCAGAGAUAAAAGCUUUCUUCUUGACCGAUUACUGCAGUAUGAAAGGGUGGAUGAAGACUCCUCUGACUCAGAUGCAACCGUGUCCUCAGAAAAUAGCGAGGGAGAAGGACCCCGAGAGAGGGAACGAGAACGAGAGGUAGCAAAGAAGAAAAAGAGCGGUCCGGGGGCCUGCCUUUCUUCAUCGUCCUCUUCUCAUCUCUCCAUGCUGUCGCGUUCUGGAGGAAACCCCCUGCAGUCUUCUGCUGCAGGUCCUUACCUCAACACCAUGCCCUUCCCCCCAGAGUAUUUGGCACCGCCAGCUGAACGAAUCAAGAAAGAGAGAAAAACAAAGACGCCUAAAAACAAGAAAGAGACCACGGGGAAGGUUGUCACUCCAAUGGCAGCAAACUACCCCUCAACCCCCACGGCUCCUCCCACAGCCAGCGGCCCCUUCAGCUGGGUUCCCAGACAGAUGUUCAGUGGUGAUGCAGCUGAGGAGGAGUGUGAGAGCGAAGGAGACAGCGACAGAGGAGACGAAGACCGAGGGGAGGGGGACGAGGCUGAACUUGUCAUUGACAUCCCUAAUGAGUGAGCCCGUGGGGUUUAGAGGUAUUUAAAAACAGACUGUCAAAGCCAUGCUCGUGUGUCUGUCAGAGGAGUGAGGAGCACAGUUUCUAACUAGAACUGUUUCGUUUUUUUCUUAAUAAGUUGCUACAAACGUACGCUCAGCCUAUUCAAAUUCCUAACUGCAGAUUCACAGACAUUUUUAUUAACUGGUUUUGUAAGGUGGAGUUAGGCGUUGUGCUCCACCCUUUCUUUUUGUUGGAAAAAAAAUAAUUUAUGCUUAAAAUGAAAUUAUUAUCCUAACUGAGAACAUGAAGAAUCUAGUCGGAGAUCUUAUCUUAUGUUAUCAAAAACAAUUUAAGACUCAAAUAUUGUCUUUUUUCCCAUUGCAUAGCAUCUGACUGCAGACUGUUGAUCUUUUUUUUGUUGUUGUGUUGUCUUGAAAUUUGUGCUUAAGUGAAUCAUGUAAAGAAAAAACAUCAAAAUUCUGCAGAACAUAAAGACUUGAUAAAACCUGGAUUCUUCUCUCAGUUCUAACAUUUUUUUCGUGUCAUUUUUAUGUUGUUUUUUUGACAAAGUUCACAUUAUGUUUCAUUCUAUGACAAAUGGAAGUAUCUGACUUCUUGUAUUUUUCCUUUAAGGAAUAAAACAAAACAUGACUGUA